UGUGUCUAUUUUAUUCCUUUCAUAUUUUUGAAUUUAUUAUAAUUGUAAACUACAUAAAUAUUAUGGGUUUGUGACUAAAAUAGUUUUUCUAUCGAUAAAUUUCGUCUGCACUUUUUAAUAUUAGUUUCCAAAUUUGAAUGUUUUAACUUUUUUUCCGUUUCUGUUUUUUUUUUUGAAAUUCUGCAAAAAGACACUUUAAAAUUAUGAUGACACUAAAUCAUAUUCGUUCGAAAUUCGGAGGUGAUUUCUUUGUUCCCUCAUUUUGUACAAAUAUCGAGGAUAUCCCUCGCAAAGCCCAGAAAACUAGUAGAAAACUCUGCCGAAAAAAUAGUGGCAGUAGUGGUUCUUCGGUGGAAAUAAAGACUUCCCGCCGUUGCAAUAACCCAAGAAACAAAAAAAGUCCAACUAUUAGAAAUUCUCUAAAGGACAAAAACAUUAGGGAAUGUGUUUUUGUAAAUAAUUCAAGAGCGCACAACCGAUCGUUGAGGAGUUCAAGAACUUCAAAUCACUACGAGGAACAAGAAGAACAAAUUGAAACUGCAAGAAACUCAAGCGAAUGUUCCAUAGAAACUCUCAAAGCUGUUUCCCUUAAUUUUGAAUUCGACCAACAUGGGGAUUAUUUAGCAAAAAAUCCAUCACGGAACAGUGUCCACGAUGAAUCUAAAUACAGCGAAGCAUCUAAUAUAGCGCUAGAGAGAAAGUAUACUGAGAUAUUUCAAAAAUCUUCAUUGCCAUCGGCGCCAAUUUAUAAGAAACAACGCGACAACACCAAGAAAACAUCGGAAACUCCUCCCCAUACCAAUAAUAUAAAAAACGAUGACUUGAAACUAAUUUUAAAAACUCUCAAACGUGUCUUCAAGCCAAGUCCAGUUGUUUCAAGGGAAUCAGGUGAAACUGCGAAACUAUAUGAAACCAUAAAAACCCUACAAAGCGAGCAGGAAAAAUUUCGAAGUCUCAUCAAUUCCCAAGAACUUCAGCUGAAUACUUUCCAAUCGAAGUAUGUUAAAGCCGAAAAUGUUAUCAAAUCUCAGAAAUAUGAAAUCCAAAAACUAAUCCAUACCAACACACAGCUCGAGAGUGAACUUCAUUCCAAUAUUGACGCCCUCAAGGCUCAAUUGGAAGAAAAAACUAACGAACUAGCCAAUUUGCCUCAAACAAUCAAGAAUGUAAAAAUAAAAGCUGAAAAAUUAAGUAAGCAAAAUUGUGAACUUAUAAAGAGGCUGCAGGAAGUCAAAUACGAAUUAUCCCUGACCCGAGCUAAGUUGGUUGAAGCUGAUCAGAAACGAGGAACAACGUUGCAUAAGUUAAAGGCAAGCGAAAAGGAUCUCAAGAUCUUCCGAAAUCAGAACACCAUCCUAAAGACAGAGAAACGCACUCUCAUAGAAGAGCUCAAGAGGCUGAAAACUCACACCGAACAACUAACGGAGAGAAGUGUCCAUAAAUCAUGUCUCUCCAGAAGGAACGCGGAGAGUUUCAACAACGCCUUCUGCAGAAGAAAACACUUGACCUUGAACUUUAACCCACACGAAGUUGAAACUCCACGGGGGAUGUGAUCGAGGAAAGUGACAAACUCGUGCACUACUUCGAGGUGACCAGAAGCACAUCCUAUUGGUUAUAAUUCAAUCAAGAUUUCUGGAAGCUAUUUUAAGCAAACGAAAGUCCUUAUAUCUUGGAAACAAGAUGUUAUUCAGAUUUAAAAAAUAAUAAUAGAAAAUUUCUAUUAUACUAAAAACUAUGUAACUACAAUUUCAUAUUAAGCAGAAAGAUAAAAGAUAACAAAGUAUUUAAAACAAUAAUAUUUCGAAUAGACGAAUGUAUAAUUAACACAUCCGAGUUUUGAGGAAGCUCAUUCAAUCGAUGACAGGAACUUCAUCCACUCCACAACAACAGCAAACCCAAUAAACUCUUCGAUCACUACUUAUUUUUGGAGUAUACUUAACUCACACCCAAAGUGAAGGUUGAUUUUAUUUUUGAAUUUCUUACAAAAUGUUGUUUUAUUUAAAAUGUCGAAACAUUCAACACUGAAAAAGUUCAUGGUUCAAUAUUUCGAAAAAAAACACACAUUUUGUAAGUUCUUUCAAAAAUUGUUACAUCACUCAACUGAAUAUUCAAAAAUAAAAAUAAAAAGAAAUCACUAAAUAAAUUAUUCUUCUAAGAAAAUGAUUUUAUAAGACCGAAAUCUUGAUGCUUCCGCACGCCUUCGAAUCGAACUCUGCUUCUGUUGUAAUGACGAGGAAAGGUGGAACCAAUCACUGCAAAUUCUAUAAUUAGAUUUGUGGCGCUUUUGGAGAGAGAAGAGUAUUUAUUAUUGGGGAGCAAAUGGUUUGUUUGGAAAAAAUCAUGCUGGGAACAAUUUAAUCAGUCAAUGGGGUUGAACAAUUUUAACAGUGACGAUUGAGAGUCGGCUGACGUAAUUUUGUUUAUUACUUGAGUGCUCCAGAAUUAAGGAGAAUAGCUGUCCACAUUCUAGGUCA
Eupeodes corollae is the source of this 2474-nucleotide messenger RNA. RefSeq lists its product as uncharacterized. The record is from RefSeq and is a predicted model, not a curated record. Bases 204 to 1553 code for a protein of 449 amino acids. NCBI's taxonomy places the organism in Eukaryota, Metazoa, Arthropoda, Insecta, Diptera, Syrphidae. The transcript has 3 exons.